This is a messenger RNA of Tripterygium wilfordii, 3684 nucleotides long. RefSeq names its product zinc finger protein CONSTANS-LIKE 12-like. Gene Ontology annotation, molecular function: zinc ion binding; protein binding. The coding region runs from base 121 to 1416 and encodes 431 amino acids. The record is from RefSeq and is a predicted model, not a curated record. The transcript is spliced from 5 exons. NCBI's taxonomy places the organism in Eukaryota, Viridiplantae, Streptophyta, Magnoliopsida, Celastrales, Celastraceae.
UGGGGAGUUUUUGAUCUGAGGAAGUAGAGCAAAUAAUACCGAAUUCCUGUUGCAAGCUGCAGUUUAGGAAGUUUAGUUAGGAGGAAUAAAUUGAUUGGUAGAGUUAUAUUGAAGGAAAGCAUGGAACCUGUUUGUGAAUUUUGCGGGGUGGUGAGAGCAGUAGUAUAUUGUAAAUCAGAUUCAGCUCGGCUUUGCCUGCAUUGUGAUGGAUGUGUCCAUUCUGCGAAUCCUCUGUCAAACAGGCAUUCUCGUUCUCUUUUAUGCGAUAAGUGCAAUUCACAGCCUGCAAUGGUCCGUUGUAUGGAUGAGGAAUUGUCCCUUUGUCAAGGCUGUGAUUGGAAUGGCAAUGGUUGCUCGACAAUGGGCCAUCGACGCCAGGCCUUGACUUGUUACAAAGGAUGCCCUUCUUUGGCAGAGUUUUCGAGGAUUUGGGCUUCAGUUCUUGAGACACCUUCUUCUGGUGGCUAUGAUGUUGGAUGGGGGCCGCUUAGCUCUAUGUCCGUGACUGAGAAUUCCAUAGUGAACUGCAUUGAGCCUUCAGAAAAUGAGGGGCCAUUCGGAUUGGUUACUAGCAAAUUGAGUCUACUGGAACCUUGUCCCAAGUUUGAACCUUUGAUGGAACUACCUCCUUUAAUUCCAUCAAAUCCAAAUUGCAUGCUGUACUACAAAAAUCAAACACCUGCAUUGCCAGAGGAGUCAAACAUGCCAAAGCAGGAGUGCUCUGGCAUUAAGGAUGUUGGACUUCAUGGUGGAGACAAUCUUUGUGAAUGUCUUAGCAUUGACGAUCUCCCUUUAGACUUUGAAAAUGCUGAUGACAUAUUUGGGUGUUCACAAGGUCAUAGCAGAUACCAAUUUGAGGAUGGUGGUACGAACUGCAUCUUAAUGGACAAAACCUUAUCUGUCACCAAAUCCAAUGGAUCCAUUGAGAAUGCUUUUGAGGCAUCAUCAUCAGGACAACAUGAUUGUGUGGCUUUCCAAUCUUCUGGUGCCGGGGGUUCAGCCAGUAUGAUGCAGAUCAUGAAUGGUACCACUGCUUGUAUGUUUGUCAAUCCCAGUUGCAACAGAAACAUCAAUAAUAUUGGCUUUCCUACUGGGCAAGUUCAUUCAAGCAUGUCACUUGCAAUCUCCAGCAUCACUUGCGAAAGUAGUGUUGCUGAUUACCAAGAUUGUGGAUUAUCGCCAAUAUAUUUGACUGGUACGUCUCCAUGGGAACCAAAUCUGGAGGCUAGUUGCCCACAAGCAAGGGACAAAGCCAAGAUGAGAUACAAAGACAAAAAGAAAAUGCGGAUGUUCGGCAAACAAAUAAGAUACGCCUCUCGAAAGGCCAGAGCUGAUACGAGAAAGCGAGUGAAAGGAAGAUUUGUGAAAGCUGGAGAGGCAUAUGAUUAUGACCCUCUAGGGACAAGUAACUUCUAAGCCAGACUACUUAAUCUUUGCACCUGAGAUUGUAAGUAAAGGGUGCAUUUACGAGGUAUAAACUGUCCACCAGCUGAAUAUAAAGCAUUGUUUUCCCUCUGGUGAUUUCAUGAGGAUAUAAUGCUUGCAGGUAGUAAAAGAUCUUGCAUCUGGCUAAGAGUUAUUUGUAUUCACUCUAAGCGCAAUUAAGUUCGAUGGAUGCCUUAAAUUCCAAUUCUGUUGUGAUAUGCUCUCUGAAAUUCCUGGUUUUAUCUUCAUCCGUGGCUGCUAAUAGGCAUACACGGUUCUCUGAUAUUUGAUAACCGUGGCUGCUAAUAGGCAUACACAGCUCUCUGAUAACUGAUGGGCAUAAUCUAAUAGGUUAUGUAUAGGUUAAAUUUGUCUACGAGUUUUGAGUGUUAAAUCAGCUAGAGCUGCCAAGAAAGUGGGAAAAAAAGGUGCAUUUGAGACAUCAGGUCCUGGCUCAAAGUCAAGCUAGCGGUUUGAUUUAGAUUGUUUAACCUAACAAGUGGAGAGAAAAAAGUGAGUUGGGUAAUUCGACUUCAAACCUCUAACUUGUGAUGGAUCUGGAUAGCUUGGAAAACUAUUGAUUGAUUGGUAUCAGUGACGUAAAUCCUCUGUUCUAGCACUAGAAAUUGAGGCUUUUAAAUAUGGCAGCCUUUAUCUAUAUUGAUCUUUUAACAUGCCAGUUCAUCACUCUUGUUCAUUUGGUGGACAAUUCAUGCCAAUGAUAAGAACUGAAAGCCAUGUUUGAAGACAUGCUGCUUGAGUUUAUUUUUUAUUCUCUGGAAGAUAAAAUCUUCCUGACUUUAUAAAUAGAUAUUAUUCUUCAUUCAUCCUCUUUGUAUGGCAUAGCCGAUCCUUUAGCCUUAUGCACCUGUAAAUUUUCCUAUAUUUUCAGAACAUAAUGUUGUAUUCUUGGUUUUAAAGUGUUAUUCUGAUUGAUAACUCAACCUUCAUUUUUCUCACCGGUACUCUCUUUUUUCUUGCAGUUUCCCCCUAUACUAUACUACUUUGUUCUGGAAAUCCGCAUAGAAAAUAUGCAGGCACAUUUUAUGUUCACCAUUGCAGAUCUUUGGUACCGGUGGCUGCAUCGGGAUUGUUUGAGCUGCAAGAAACUGAAGCAAUUGAUAACAUCUAUGACAACCUGUUAACUGCCUCUACCAUCAUUUUGUUCAAUAAUGUUCCAUACAUUCUUUGGUCAAUGAUUAUUUGACCCCAAUUAUUUCGUAAGUACUAAUUAAAAGCCACUUGUUACUUUAGAGUUUAGAAGCUAUUCAGUUGGAAGAAACAAGCGGCGACAAUACCACAACGACCACCUUUUGUUCAAGCUCGUUCUGUCCAUUUUGGUUUUGCUUCCACCAGCUCAACCAUUCCUGCUGUAAGGAAAUGUGGAUAUUGCAGAUCAAAUUCUUACAUUGUAAGUGCAGUACUUAGCCGUAUCUGUUCCGCGUAGUAAACUGUUCUUGAACCAUAUUCAUCAAAUUGAAAUAAGUAGAAAUGCUCAUUUUCCUUGCACAUUUGGAUUGAUAUGAUACAUUUUGGAUUGAUAGCUCAAAGCAUCUCUUUAUUUUCCACGGCUAUAAGGCCUCUGUUCUGCAUGAUUAUCAGGUCAAAACGUGUGAUACAUGCCUGACAAAAUUCUUAUUUCAUUAUUUUUAGAAAAGUAAACAACUGUACAAGAUCUCCUUCACUAGUUCUUACCUAAGAAGUUGAGCUCCUGAGGAAGAAAAAAACCUAUUACAAAAACAUGCUCAGAACUCAGAAAGAAUUCUCUCAAAAACACUCAUCUUCUGGUUAUAUCUAUAUCUACCCAUUAACAUUCCAACGCUUCCUGCUCUUGUUGGACUGGACAUCAAAUCAUUCAUCCAGAAUAAAUGAAAGUGUUAAACCAUACAAGCUUCACACAAAGGAAAUUUCAAGUACUAUAUUGUAAAACAGAAAGAACCAAAAAGACUUGAAUGAGUCAACUUCACAUGAAGCGCUAAGGAUCACAUAGAGACGCAAUAUCCUAACUCCAAGGGGUUGGCCGAGUUACUUUCUGGCACCCUGAGUCCUAAGUUCGAAACCUCUCGCCAACAUUUUGGGACCACACCUCUGAUAAAAUGCUAGCAAGGUACAUGAUCUCGUGUAGGGAAACCUGGCUUGGAGAAACGCAACAUCCUUGUCUACAUACUCAUUCAUUCCCUUUCUUCUUUUUCCUUCAAUAUAUUAACUAACAAUAAAGAAUCCGGUGGAGAAACCCAAAAGGAAAAAAAGACAGUUAUU